This is a messenger RNA of Amphibalanus amphitrite, 1788 nucleotides long. RefSeq names its product germ cell-less protein-like 1. The transcript is spliced from 3 exons. Bases 125 to 1603 code for a protein of 492 amino acids. Gene Ontology annotation, molecular function: protein binding. NCBI's taxonomy places the organism in Eukaryota, Metazoa, Arthropoda, Thecostraca, Balanomorpha, Balanidae. The record is from RefSeq and is a predicted model, not a curated record. Gene Ontology annotation, biological process: germ cell development.
CCUUGGUUGGGUUUAUUGUUUAUAUAGCCUUGGGCUUUUGGCCUGACGAACCUGACCUACCAUUACCUUGACUUGCUCAUACUACAGACCAAAAAUUUUCAGAGAGUUGUGACCUGCCCCAGCAAUGGGUGCUGCAUUUGGCCGCCUGGCUCAGUCUGCCGGCUCUCUGGCUGGUCGUGGUCUAAAGAGGCCUCUGGAAGAGUUAUCUGAUGAAGAGGGGCGUGGUGAAGACACUGAUGCAGAUAGCGACUUUGAACGACUCAUGCGAACACCAAAGCGGAGGAGGAUGGCCUCCACUAUGGCUUAUGUGUACGAAACAAUGUUCAAAGGAGGUGCGGGCAGCGACGUGACUCUGCAUGCGCUCGGCCGUAAGUGGCACCUGCAUCGUCUCUAUCUGUCACAGAGUGCCUACUUUAAGAGCAUGUUCUCAAGCAAUUGGCUCGAGUCCCGCGCGGCUGAGGUGACGAUCGAGAUGGUGGACCCGAACAUCACGCUGGCUGGCCUGGAGCUGGCGCUGGGCUCGCUGUACAGUGACGAGGUGUGCCUGCCGCCGGCCGACGUGGUGAGCGUGGUGGCGGCCGCGGCGCUGCUGCAGAUGGACGGACUGCUGGCGCAGUGUGCCGAGGUAAUGUGCGCCUGUGUGGCCGCCCGGACCGUGGUGCCGUUCCUGGAGGCGGCGGCCGCCUACGGCCUGGACUCCGUGCAGCGCUGCUGCCGCCGCUGGCUGCAGCUCAACCUGAUGACGCACGUCAACGAUCUGCCGGAGGUGCUGCGCCAGCUGCCGGCGCCAGAGCUGGCGCGGUUGGUGGCCAGUCCGGAGUUGCUCGUGCACCAGACCGAGUUCUCGCUGUACGUGCUGCUCAAGACGUGGCUGUUCCUGCGCCUGCACCCCGAGUGGCGCGGAGCCGGCCGGGAGGCGGUCACCGAGGCGCACCGGUUCGUGCAGCAGCGCGCGGCCUCCGUCAGCGGCCCAACGCUGCUAGAGACGGCCCAGGGCGCGCCGCUGGCGGGGCCGUUCGGCCGGAUGCGCCUGCAGCACCUGGUGCUCCACCCGUUCGACAUGGAGGUGCUCUUCUCUGACCGUGUGGUGCCGACCGGCUGGCUGGGCGGCCUCUUCCGGUGCCACUGGCUGACGCUGCUGCGGCUCGACCAGGGUCUGGUGCAGCCCGACUGGUGCCGAGCCGUCUCCCAGCAGCAGUUCGAGGCGUGCGCGCUGCGCUGCGGCCGCACCCUGGACGACCGCCGCUGCACCUGGCGCUGGACCGGCUUCAACUUCGGGCUCGACUUGGUGAUGUCGCACAGUCGGCGCCAGAUCGCGCUGCGCCGCAACUCGCGCCAGGAGCUGCCGCUGCUCAUCAGCCAGGCCGACCGGCGCACCGUGCUGUACCGAGUGCGCGUUGUCGGUCUGGACGAGCGCCGCGCCGUGCGCUUCGAACUCGCCACCGAGCUGCGGUCGGUUCAGCUGGCGCGCGGCCAGCAGGUGCACGUGCUGACCGUGCCGCCCGAGGUAGCCUACCCGCUGCUGCUCUCUGUCAACAUCAUGACAGCGCCGAUCUCGUGGACGCCGACCUGCGCCGCCAGCGGCCGGCCGGCGUCAGGCUGAUGUCGUUGAUCAGCACUCAGCAGGCUGUGCAAACUGAGGUUACGCCAGCGACCGUCCAAUGCCGCUGUGACUCGUGUUAUGCGUGCUGUGCUGGAUGUUUUGUAGACUCAUAUGUACAAUGCUUUCAUGUGUCGGUCGUGAGGUAAUUGAUAUCAACGUGGUACCUGUAUUGUAUUAUAUUUUGU